Lactuca saligna is the source of this 1993-nucleotide messenger RNA. NCBI's taxonomy places the organism in Eukaryota, Viridiplantae, Streptophyta, Magnoliopsida, Asterales, Asteraceae. The record is from the annotation of a GenBank genome assembly.
AUGCAACAAGGCGAUUACACCUCCACCACUCCGUAUUAUCACAAUUACCCUCAAAACCCAAACCCUAAUCCCAUCACCACCGAUCUCCACCAUCCUCCGGUAACUUACGCCUCCGCACCUCCCUUCACCAACACCACUACUUACCAUCCUCCAACCUCCGAUUACUAUCCUCCUUACCCUCAACAGAAUCCCGAUCCUCUCCCUCCUACUGCCCCGUCUUACGCUCCUCCCCCUCCAAACCCUAAUCCACAACCCUCAAGUUUCCCCCAAUUCGAAGCGUCGCAUACUCCGUAUCAAUCUCAACAGCCUUAUAAUCCACCUUAUGAUCAUCAUCAGACGCCUCCCACUUACCCAUCUCCACCGGCGUCUUCGAUUCCUCACAAUCCUAUUCCUCUGAACCACAGUUCAAGCUUUCAGUACUCCUCGUCUCUGUAUAAUAAUCCACCGUCGGUUCCUAGUCAGGUCCCGGGUCCCGUAUACGAGAGUCCGUUUGAGACUGGUUAUGGUGGUAAUUACGGUAGGAGCUCAUCGGAUCUAGGGGCCGGGGGUGGGAGUGUUGAUUAUUAUGGGAAGCGACCGGAUGUGGGGAUGUCUAGGUUUGAAUCAAGCGGUGGGUAUGGAGGUGAUGGGUAUGGUGAAGGUGUUUAUGCUUAUCAAGGUGGUAAGGUCGAGCCCUAUGGUUCUAGGGGUACUGCGCCAAAGUCUUCUACGUGGAAAGAACAGAUUGUGAAGGCUGUACCAAAGGCUGAGACACGGGAAGAUGUUAAGGGUGGGGUACAGAAGUUCAGGGUAAAAUUGCUGGCUGAAAGUGGUGGCCAGAGCACCAUGGAUGUUCUUUGCCAGAUUGGAUUGGAUGGAAUCCGAAUGCUUGAUCCAUCAACAAGUCGAACUUUAAGAAUAUAUCCACUUGAUACUGUAACAAGAUGUGAAGUGUAUGACUCAUCCACCUUUGCAUUUUGGUCAAAGAGUUCUGUAGACAUUGAGCCAAGGCGUAUAAGGCUUCAAUCCAAUAGUUACACUACAAACACAUUAUUGGACACUGUUACAGCAGCAACCAUUCAGGUUAAGGAGAUGGGUGGAAGGAGUAGGCCUGCUGAUGCUGUUAAAGUGAAUGAUCAGUCAUCUGAAAAGAAAAAGGGUUUGGGUGAUUGGAUGAAUAUAAUUAAACCCCCAAAUGAGGAGAAAGAUCAUUGGGUACCUGAUGAAGCUGUUACAAAGUGUACUGGUUGUGGAACAGACUUUAGUGCUUUUAAUAGGAAGCAUCAUUGCCGAAACUGUGGAGAUAUAUUUUGUGACAAAUGUACCCAUGGAAGAGUUGCUCUUACAUCAGAAGAAAAUGCCCCUCAAGUUCGUGUUUGUGAUCGUUGCAUGUUGGAGGUUACUCACCGUUUGAGCAGUGCAAAAGAAUCUGCUGCAAGCCGAUCAUCUGGAUUGCAUAGUCAUGAAGAUCUUGCAAAGAAACUUCAGGAGGAGUUGGAAAGAAAUCACAAAUCAUCAUCAGUUUCCAAGUUUGAAGGGUCAAACAGGCGGAUGAAAGAAGUUGCAUGUCCCACCUGUACAGUCCAUUUACAGGUUCAAGUUCCUAGCUCAGGAUCCGAGACCAUAGAAUGUGGAGUUUGCCAGCAUCCGUUUCUUGUAAGUGCACGUUGACAUGGUCAAAAGGAUAUGGGGGAUUGUUCAUUUUAUUUUUAUUUUUAUUUUUAUUUUUUAUGGGGUUUAAUCUGAUAAUUCAUUGUGACUAGUAAGUAUUAUAUUAAGGUUUUAAGUAACUUGGAUUUGUUUGGGUUUGUGGGGUUUGGUUUCUCGAAGUAUAAUUCUAACUUUUGUUUGUAAAUUUGUUCUAUGAAAUAAGUGUUUUGUGUUUGUGUAAAAACGGUAGAUUGGGCUUCUGUGUUUGAGUUGAAUAUCGUGUGAUGGGAAUUAUUCAACAAAUUAAAUUAAAUAGAAAAAAAAAUAUUAAAUAGUUAAAAAGAAAACUCGUCAAGUAAGUGGG